Molecule: messenger RNA, 615 nt
Organism: Paracoccidioides lutzii Pb01
Product: GTP-binding protein rho2
Exons: 5
Coding region: 1-615 (204 amino acids)
Biological process (GO): small GTPase-mediated signal transduction
Molecular function (GO): GTP binding; GTPase activity
Source: RefSeq, a predicted model, not a curated record
AUGGCACAACAACAACUGCAGCAGCUGCAGACGGAGAAUGUCAUGAGAAGGAAGCUGGUGAUAAUAGGAGAUGGUGCUUGCGGUAAGACAAGUCUGUUGAGUGUGUUUACUCUUGGCUAUUUCCCGACUCAUUAUGUUCCUACGGUUUUCGAAAACUACGUAACAGAUUGUCGCGUUGACGGUCGAUCAGUCCAACUCGCUCUAUGGGAUACUGCUGGGCAGGAAGAUUACGAACGUUUACGACCACUUGCAUAUUCAAAAGCCCAUGUUCUCCUAAUUGCGUUCGCGGUAGAUACUCCGGAUUCUCUUGAGAACGUUCGAAAUAAGUGGAUUGAAGAAGCAAAUGAACGCUGCCCUGAUGUCCCAAUCAUACUGGUGGGCUUGAAGAAAGAUCUGCGCGAGGACCCCCUUGCAAUUGAAGAAAUGAGAAAGAAGUCUCUGCGCUUCAUUUCCUCGAAGGAAGGCCACGACACAGCAGCCCAGGUAGGGGCAAGAAAAUAUUUAGAAUGCUCAUCCCUCACCGGCGAAGGUGUCGAUGACGUUUUCGAAGCUGCAACCCGCGCAGCUCUUUUAACUUUUGAAAAGGACAGAGGAUCUUGCUGCGUUAUCCUAUGA